Molecule: messenger RNA, 1352 nt
Organism: Crotalus tigris (Tiger rattlesnake)
Lineage: Eukaryota; Metazoa; Chordata; Lepidosauria; Squamata; Viperidae
Gene: CDIP1
Product: cell death inducing p53 target 1
Exons: 5
Coding region: 3-1346 (447 amino acids)
Biological process (GO): tumor necrosis factor-mediated signaling pathway; intrinsic apoptotic signaling pathway in response to DNA damage by p53 class mediator
Molecular function (GO): zinc ion binding
Source: RefSeq, a predicted model, not a curated record
CGAUGGCGGUGAUCCUCUCGUGCAUCUGGUGGAAGAUGGAACUGGACUUCUGCGCCACGGGGAGGGCCUCGGUGGCUGCAGAAGCUGCGGAGCUGGCCGGUGGCUUGACGAACUCCAGCUCGUCGGCCGAUACUUUCUUCCUCACGUCCUGCAGAUGCAGGUGCUCCACCAGGCUGUGCAGGAACAGGUGCAGCGCAUUGAAGUUGACAUUGCCCAGCUCCGGCGUCCCGAUGGCCAGGUUGAUCAGCUCCACGAAGGACAGGUUGUGGCUCAUGGUCCCGCUGCCUUGGGCAGACUCGCGGCAUCAGCGGCGGGCGGCGGCGUUCUGCUCGCGGGAAAGUUUCUCCCGGUUGCUAGGAGACCCGGAACGCGGCGGGGGGGCGGAGGCGGGAGAGCCGGGAGCCGAAGCCAGGGGCCCCGGAGCAAGGCUGGCCCCGGCACCACCCCCACGCCGGCCACGCAGGGCGCCCACUCCCCGGGGCCCGGCGGCGGCGGGGACCCCUCGGCCUCCCAGCCCGGUCCCAGAGCGUCCUCGCACCGGGGACGCCGGCAUCGCGGGUCUCCCGGGCACCCGAUCAGCCGCACCAGCCUUGCCGGGUUCAGACAAGCUUGCCGACACGCGUCUGGGCCCGGUGGGAGCCAUUCCGGCGCGCGAGGGACGGCGCUUCCUCAAUCUGGAUUGGUCCCGCCCGCCCCGAAACCCCGCCCCGCUCUGCCGGGCGCAGAAGCGGCUGGUCUCGCUCGGCAGCAUGUCCAACGACCCUCCUCCACCCUACCCUGGGGGGCCAUCAGCACCCCUCCUGGAAGAGAAGGAUGGGUUCCCCUUCCCCGCAGGUAGGAGCUCUCCAGCCAUGGUGCAGCCCCCUUCCGAUGUUGGCCCCCCACCCUAUGAAGCAAUGCCUCCCCCCCAGUCGGGCUUCAUCCCCCCUCCUAUGCCAGCAGAGAGCUCGAUGCCCUAUUUCCCUCCUGGUGGCUACUAUGUGCCCCCGGGGCCACACGCCCCGAUGGGCUACUAUUCUCCCACUGGCCCCUGUGCCCCCGCUGGAGGGCAAACAGCAACCAUGCUAGUGCCAUCGGGCACCGCAACCACUGUGACGGUCCUGCAGGGCGAGAUAUUCCAGGCUGCCCCUGUCCCCACAGUGUGCCCGCAUUGCCAGCAGGCCAUCACCACUAAGAUCACCUAUGAAAUCGGCCUCAUGAACUUUCUGCUGGGCUUCUUCUGCUGCUUUAUCGGGUGCAACCUGGGCUGCUGCUUCAUCCCCUGCCUGAUCGAUGAAUUUAAGGACGUGACCCAUACCUGCCCCAACUGCAAGGCCUACAUCUACACCCACAAGCGCAAGUGCUAGCAGGCC